UGACUCCCGUCUGCAGGUGGAAAUUAUAAUUAUUUGACCUCACUCAAAAUGUGCAAAGAAGAAUAAUGGAAGCCCCCGAAUACCUUGAUUUGGAUGAAAUCGACUUCAGUGAUGACAUAUCUUAUUCAGUCACAUCACUCAAGACGAUCCCAGAACUGUGCCGAAGAUGUGACUCCCAAAAUGAAGACAGAUCAGUUUCUAGCUCUAGCUGGAAUUGUGGCAUCUCAACUCUUAUUACAAAUACACAGAAGCCUACAGGCAUUGCUGAUGUAUACAGUAAGUUCCGCCCAGUAAAGCGAGUUUCCCCCCUGAAACAUCAGCCGGAGACUCUGGAGAACAAUGAAAGUGAUGAGCAAAAGGACCGUAAGGUGGAGGACCAGAAAGGUGAUGACUCUGACCAGGGCUCCCAGACGGAAGAGCUUGGCCCUGAAGAUGGAGGGGGGCUCUCGCCCGGGAAGGGCUCUGAGCCUAGCUGUACGCUGGGUGAACUGGAGCACUACGACCUGGACAUGGAUGAGAUUCUGGAUGUGCCUUACAUUAAAUCCAGCCAGCAGCUUGCCUCUUUUUCCAGGGUGACUUCAGAAAAAAGAAUUUUGGGUUUAUGCACCACCAUCAAUGGCCUUUCUGGCAAAGCCUGCUCUACAGGAAGCACUGAGAACUCACCAUCCAACCUGACACCAUUUUGUGUUCUUCCUCCUGUGAAAAGUCCUCACUUGAGAAAAGCAUCCGCUGUCCUCCGUGACCCACACAAGCUGCCCGCUGAAGAACCUGAGAGUUCACCUCCUCCUGUUAAAUGUGGCUCUGCAUAUGAGCCUGAAAGUCAGAACAGAGACUUCUUAAACAGGGCCUUUAGUGAUCCACAUAAUCGAAAAAUCGAGAAGACAGUGCCGGACUGCCAGCUCAGGGCCGUCCACGUGCACUCCUCAGCACCAGAACCCAACCUGGAGGAACAGGUCAAUGGCACGAACUGGACCAGCUCCCAAGGCCCAGAAGAAAGGAGCGAGUAUUUGAAAAGAGCAAAAAGCAUCUUGAACAUCGUUAAAGAAGGACAGAUAUCUCUCCUGCCACACCUAGCUGCGGACAAUCUGGACAAAAUUCAUGAUGAAAAUGGAAACAAUCUGCUGCACAUCGCUGCAGCCCGAGGACACGCGGAGUGCCUGCAGCACCUCACCUCACUGAUGGGGGAGGAUUGUCUCAGUGAGCGCAACACCGAGAAGCUGACCCCGGCAGGCCUGGCCAUCAAGAAUGGCCAGUUGGAGUGUGUGCGAUGGAUGGUGAGUGAAACUGAAGCCAUUGCAGAAUUGAGUUGUUCUAAGGAUUUCCCGAGCCUUAUUCAUUACGCAGGCUGCUAUGGCCAGGAAAAGAUCCUUCUGUGGCUUCUUCAGUUCAUGCAAGAGCAAGGCAUCUCCCUGGAUGAAGUGGACCAGGACGGCAAUAGCGCAGUCCAUGUGGCCUCGCAGCAUGGCUACCUUGGGUGCAUUCAGACCUUGGUUGAGUAUGGAGCAAAUGUCACCAUGCAGAACCACGUAGGGGACAAGCCCUCCCAGAGCGCGGAGCGGCACGGGCACACCCUGUGCUCUCGGUACCUGGUGGUGGUGGAGACCUGCAUGUCGCUGGCCUCACAGGUGGUGAAGCUAACCAAGCAACUGAAGGAACAGACUUUGGAGCGUGUGACAUUACAGAACCAACUCCAGCAACUCCUAGAAGCUCAGAAAUCCGAGGGCCAGUCACUCCCUUCUUCACCCAGUUCGCCUUCUUCACCAGCUUCCAGAAAGUCCCAGUGGAGAGUUCCAGACGUAGGUGAUGAGUCUACAGCCAAAGGCAAACCAGGAACCCAAGAAGGGAUUCAAGUUCUUGGAAGCCUGUCAGUCUCCAACCGGGUCAGAGCCAAAGCAAAAGAUGAAGAUUCCGAUAAAAUUCUACGACAGUUAUUGGGGAAAGAAAUCUCAGAGAAUGUGUGCACCCAGGAAAAGCUGACGUUAGAAUUCCAGGACGCUCACACAUGUUCUGGAAAUGCAAGAAAGAUCCCUCUGGAGAAGAGGGAACUGAAGUUAGCCAGACUGAGGCAGCUGAUGCAGAGGCCACUGAGCGAGUCGGACACAGAUUCCAACAACUCUGAAGACCCCAAGAGCACCCCUGUGAGAAGGGCUGACAGGCCCCGGCCACAGCCCAUCGUGGAGAGGGUGGAGAGCGUGGACAGCACGGAAAGCUUACACCUGAUAAUAAAGAAGCACUCCUUGGCGUCAGGACGUAGGUUUCCUUUUAGUACCAAGGCCUCCAAAUCCCUGGAUGGCCAUAGCCCGUCUCCCACCUCAGAGAGCAGUGAACCAGACUUGGAGUCUCAGUACCCAGGUUCAGGGACUGUUCCUCCGAGCCAGCCCUCCGGAGACCCCGCUCAGUGCAGCCCUGACAGCACUGCCACCCCGAAGGUUGCCACGAGUCCCAAGAGUGCUCUCAAGUCUCCAUCUUCUAAGCGCCGGACAUCUCAGAACUCGAAGCUCAGAGUUACCUUUGAGGAGCCUGUGGUGCAGAUGGAGCAAACUGGCCUUGAACUAAAUGGAGAAAAAGACAAAGAUAAAGGCAGGACGCUGCCGCGGAACUCCGCAAGCAGCGAACCAGGGGAACAAAUGAAAAGGCCUUUUGGAACCUUCCGGUCCAUCAUGGAGACCCUGAGUGGCAACCAGAACAGUAAUAAUAAUUACCAGGCAGCCGGCCAGCUGAAGACGUCUACGUUGCCCUUAACCUCACUUGGGAGGAAGACAACAGACACGAAGGGAAACCCUUCGGGCUCUGCUGGCAAAGGAAAGAAUAAAGCAGAGAUGUACAGCAGCUGCACCAGUCUGUCCUCUAACACGCUGGUUGAAGAACAUCUGCAUAGCCAUGCACGGCAUAAUGACAUCAAUAGAAAAAUGAAGAAAUCCUACAGCACAAAGCAUAUUGCUGAGCCAGAGUCAAAAGAACUGUUUUUGUAAAUCACUUUUUAAUAUCUCUCGCUGAUGCUCUUUGGACACCGUUGGAAAUUACUGGACUAUCUUCUGUGGAAACAGAAUGAUGAGAAUAAUCCUUCACCAGCAGAAGAACAGAAUAUCAGAAUGCCUUAAAUUUAUAGGGUUAGACUAGAAGAUACAUUUUGGGGUGAUAUUUGUAUGUUAAUUUGUUUUUUUUAAGGUGCUGUUUAAAAGCAUGAUUGAGGAAAUGUAUAUUUUUAAACAUUGGAUUGAUCCAAUCUACUCCCAGUACCUCCACCAAGCCACUGAUACCUUUUUGUAUUUCACGGAUUGCAUGAGUAUUUGCUAAUGUUGGUUGAACUUCCCUUUCCCUAUAACAUGGACAGCUUUGGCUCAGCUCCUCAGUGGGACCAGGUCAGUGGUAUUGUUUUCUGUCGAGUAUUUUUUUCUGUCAUUUCUACUUUUUGUAUAGAGGAAAUAAAACAAGGUUAACAGCCACCUAUAAGCUCGGGGCACCUACUUUCUAAUAAAUCUGUGAUAUUCUGACUUCAAAGGGACUUGGAAGGUAUUUUGACGGCCAAUAUUUGAUUUCAAGAACCAACUGCCCCAUUUAGUUUUCUGCUCAUGGGAGUCAAGUAAAGCAUUCUAGAUUUCAUUUAAGUACUAAAGAUCAGACAAGUGUAUGAAGUAAGCCAAUAUAUUUUGCU
Messenger RNA from Fukomys damarensis (Damara mole-rat), 3655 nucleotides. RefSeq names its product synuclein alpha interacting protein (gene Sncaip). The record is from RefSeq and is a predicted model, not a curated record. The transcript is spliced from 12 exons. NCBI's taxonomy places the organism in Eukaryota, Metazoa, Chordata, Mammalia, Rodentia, Bathyergidae. The coding region runs from base 66 to 2972 and encodes 968 amino acids. Gene Ontology annotation, molecular function: ubiquitin protein ligase binding.